Molecule: messenger RNA, 2206 nt
Organism: Magallana angulata
Lineage: Eukaryota; Metazoa; Mollusca; Bivalvia; Ostreida; Ostreidae
Product: tripartite motif-containing protein 3-like
Exons: 2
Coding region: 118-1752 (544 amino acids)
Biological process (GO): protein polyubiquitination; proteasome-mediated ubiquitin-dependent protein catabolic process
Molecular function (GO): zinc ion binding; ubiquitin protein ligase activity; protein binding
Source: RefSeq, a predicted model, not a curated record
CAGGAAGUAUUUUAAUACAUGGAACCCGCCAUAUUGUAUCGUAAAGCUUUGUAGUUUAACAAUGAGAUAUUAGCAAUAAGGUUAAGUUCUCCAUGUAGUUUCUAGAUUUCCUUAACUAUGGACAACCCUUAUAGCACAAAGGAUGUUGCACCUUGCUCCCUGUGUCAAAUACCUGAGGCCUCCAUGUACUGUGAGGUUUGUCAUAUACAUCUGUGUAAAGCCUGUAAAGGGGAGCACUUAUCUGAUUCCUCCAAAGAACAUCGCGUGGUGCCAGUUAAGCAAUGCCGGACUACACUGAAUUAUCCUUUGUGUAGGAAACACCCAAUCUACAAGUGUAGACAUCAUUGUGAACAAUGUGACACUGCUAUUUGUAAAAAAUGUAUUCGCAAACAUUCAGGACAUAAACUUGUUGAAAUAUUGCAAAACUCUGAAGACAAAGAAGAAGGCUUACAAACAGAGCUGCAAGAAUCAGAGAAGUCCAUUCAUCCAAAAUACGAAGAGAUUGCAUCUAACAUCUCAGUGCAGAUAGAUGAUCUUAUUAAAAACUCCAAGAUACUGAAAACAGCCAUCAAGCAACAAGGAAAAGUCUGGCAAAAAGAAAUAGAGGCCAUUAUCACAAACCUGAAAACUGACGUGGGGGGAAAUGAAUCCAGGCACAUAGUAAUCCUAAAUAAACAAGAAGAUGAAAUAAUACGCACUAUAUCUGAAAUCACACAGAUCAUUGCUGAUCUGAUGAAAUUACUGGACUUCAAAGACGACAGCAAAUCCAGGAAUGCAGAACUCAGAAAACGGCCUCCUGAUCCUAAACUGUCUUUAUCAAACUUAAAACCUCAGGAAAUCGACAAAGAUCAGCUGAUUGACCAGUCCAGCUCUCAGUCAGAACAAGACAACAACGUGCCGACUCAGGGAGCCGAGUCCUCUCCCACAGACCGGUCACUGCUGGAUGUACCCCGUAUCAUCACAGCUAUAGACACAGGGUACGAAUAUCAAUACGGUGUGGCUUGUCUAAAUGAUACAGAAAUAUUGACGCAUGGUAAUAACAAUAUAAUAAAACUAUACAACCUCCAUGGGGAACUUGUGAGGUCCAUCCAAACCGAGUCAAGGAACCAUCCAAGUGACAUAGCAGUGACAAGGAACGGGGAUAUCGUUUAUACUGAUUAUAAAAACGGAACUGUAAACAUUGUAAAGGAUACACGGAUAGAGACAGUGAUUAGACUAGAAAGGUGGAAACCUCUCAAUGUCUGUAGUACCUACUCUGGUGACCUCCUGGUUGUCAUGAACAGUGAUGAUGAUAAACAUACAAAAGUUGUGCGUUACUCUGGUUCCACAGAAAAACAAACAAUUCAGUACGACAGACGCAAAAGUCGACCUCUCUAUUCAUCUGGUGGAUUAUUUAGCACUAAAUACAUAUGUGAGAACAGGAACCUUGAUAUCUGUGUGUCAGACCGUGAAGCCAAUGCAGUAGUGGUGGUCAAUCAGGCCGGGAAACUCCGGUUUACCUACACUGGUCCUCCCUCUACUCCCAAAGAAUCGUUUAGUCCACUUGGCAUCACUACAGACAGCCAGAGUCGGAUCAUGAUAGCAGACUGGGACAACGACUGUAUCCACAUCCUGGAUCAGGACGGACAGUUCAUCCGCUACAUUGACAACUGUCAUGUACUCGGUCCAUCGGGUUUAUGUGUAGACAGCAGAGACAACCUCUUUGUGGCUGAUGACGCAUCUAAAGUAAAGAAAAUCCAAUAUUACAUGUAAAAUAAUUAACUUUAUAUAUCAAACGUAAAAAGUGUAAGGAAGAACUUUUCUUGAUAUCUUAAAGAUAUGUGUUGUUAAAGUUGUCCUUUACAAUGAUCUUUAUUAUUUAUUUUGUGUGAAUCUGUGUGUGAAUGGUCUUUAACAAAAUCAUGGACGGUAGCUCUUAAAUACGAAAGAGUAGGUUGAGGUUCACACUUUCUUUGUAUACUAAGUAUAUAUUGGUACUAUAAUUUAUUUUCAGUCGGAUAUCAUACAAAAUAGGUUUACAAUGAUGUGUAUAAUUUGAUUUAUAAUCACGUACUGUAUACAGGGUUAUUUUCGCCCCGUGUAAUUUUCGCCCUUUUACACUUGCAAACGGUUUCGUCCCGUCUUGAACUCGUCCAGACAAAGUUGUGUUCAAUAAGGGAUAAUUUAAGACAUUGGAAUUAGCACACUACAACGAGGGCGAAAGGGG